AUGGCUAACCCAGAAACAACGCAAGUGAUGUCCUUGCCAUUACCCCCAGCACAAUACAUAAAUCUCUACACAGACGAGAAUAUUCGUAAAAAUCGCGCCCCGCGGCCGCCUCCACCGAAUUUGGACACUUACUCGAUGUUUGGAAAUAUUUACAGCAACGAUGAAAUGAUCCGGUCCCUGGAGAGUCAGGGAAUCAAGCGUCUGAUCCCGCAGCACUUCGAUCGUCGCAAAGAAUUGAAGAAAUUGAACCAUUCGCUGUUCGUUAACUUCCUGGAUCUCAUCGAUUUGUUGGUGCAUUUCCCGGACAGUCCCAGGAGGACGGAGAAGAUUGAAGACCUGAGUAUCCUUUUCGUUCAUAUCCACCAUCUUCUGAACGAGUUCCGGCCGCACCAGGCUCGGGAGACUCUGCGCGUGAUGAUGGAGAUGCAGAAGCGCCAGCGUGUCGAAACAGCUUUGAGAUUCCAGAAGCAUCUUGAUCGUGUCAAGGAAAUCGUUAAAAAUGCCUUUGCAGCUCUCCCAGAUCCUGUCGACAAUGAAAGCAACCUCAGUGAUUCAAUUAAAAUGGAGUUGGAUGGCGAUAGUAACAGCAGCGAUAAUAACAUUGACGGUUGCCAUCCAUUAGAUCGACUUAUGUGUAAAAUAGCAGAUAAAAUUCAAUAAGAGAGUCAUUAGGAUCUUUCGAUUGAUGACGUGAUAUUGCAGACUAGUUCUAAGAUUUGUAUGAGAUUGUUAUCUGAUCUAUCAAUUAGUGAUUAAGGGCUCGAAAUAGUAUUUUCGUGAAUAUACAUAUGAUAGAUGAUAUGAAAGUUAUUACAUGAAUGGAAUGCCAUUUAUUAUCAUUUGCCAAAAUAAAGUAAAGAACAUUAUAGUUAUU
Messenger RNA from Hermetia illucens (black soldier fly), 874 nucleotides. It is a transcript of the gene MED7, whose product is annotated as mediator of RNA polymerase II transcription subunit 7. Gene Ontology annotation, molecular function: transcription coregulator activity. NCBI's taxonomy places the organism in Eukaryota, Metazoa, Arthropoda, Insecta, Diptera, Stratiomyidae. The record is from RefSeq and is a predicted model, not a curated record. Gene Ontology annotation, cellular component: mediator complex; core mediator complex. The transcript is spliced from 3 exons. The coding region runs from base 1 to 660 and encodes 219 amino acids. Gene Ontology annotation, biological process: regulation of transcription by RNA polymerase II.